AUGGCAACUAAUAUUAUCAACCAAGCCGUGCAAGCGCAAGCAAGCCUCGAGGAGGCCUUUUCCGCGCUCACCAUCGAGAGCAACAAGCAAAGCACCCAAGAUCAGAGCGAUAUACUAGUGGCCAUUGAGAUGAUGAAAAAUAUUGUACUAACCAAAGAUACCCCUGUGCUGAGUCCAGGAAGUGCCCCGAUCCCGAUGCCAGUGUUCGCAAAGGACCCUUGCCCGUAUUGUUGUGCCAGUCUUCAGCUGCUCGAGCCCAUCCGAGAGGAUGAUCUGUUUGGAGAUUCCCGAUACGAUUUACCUCCCCACUCUGAAGUUGGCUGCGAGUACUUUAACGCCGCUCUCCAGGUGAACCCGAUGAAAGUGUUCGAUCCGAAGGUCGAGGAGUUAGCCGCGUCGAUCGCGGCGCUCGCGUUGUGCAACAACCUCAAAGGCCGCAAACCGAACUCCCACUAG
This is a messenger RNA of Coprinopsis cinerea okayama7#130, 456 nucleotides long. RefSeq lists its product as hypothetical. NCBI's taxonomy places the organism in Eukaryota, Fungi, Basidiomycota, Agaricomycetes, Agaricales, Psathyrellaceae. Bases 1 to 456 code for a protein of 151 amino acids. The record is from RefSeq and is a predicted model, not a curated record. The transcript is spliced from 2 exons.